Molecule: messenger RNA, 1494 nt
Organism: Trifolium pratense (red clover)
Lineage: Eukaryota; Viridiplantae; Streptophyta; Magnoliopsida; Fabales; Fabaceae
Product: putative receptor protein kinase ZmPK1
Exons: 1
Biological process (GO): protein phosphorylation; recognition of pollen
Molecular function (GO): ATP binding; protein kinase activity
Source: RefSeq, a predicted model, not a curated record
UAUCCUCGGCUGAUAAAUGUUCUUGUUCUUCGUUAUGAUGGCCCGGAUAUUUCUAGCUCUUAUUGGCCAAAACCUUGGCUGCUAAUUUCGCAAACCGGCAGGGCUAGUUUCAAUGGUAGCAGAAUUGCAAUCUUGGACUAUUUCGGUAAUUUCCUUUCAUCAGAUAAUUUAACUUUUAUAACUUCUGAUUAUGGAACAAUUCUACCAAGAAGAAUGAAAAUGGAUCCUGAUGGUAAUGUUAGAGUAUAUAGCCGAACUAAUGUGUCGCAAAAUUGGUAUGUUUCCUGGCAAGCAAUUUAUGGUGCUUGUAUAGCUCAUGGGAUUUGUGGAGAUAAUAGUACAUGUAGUUAUAAUCCUAAGCAUGGAAGAAAAUGUUCUUGUAUUCCAGGUUAUAGAGUCAAGAAUCAUAGUGAUUGGUCUUAUGGUUGCGAACCUAUGUUCGAUUUUACUUGCAAUAGAAGCGAGUCUACCUUUUUAGGGAUGGUAAAUGUUGAGUUUUAUGGGUAUGACAUUCACUAUGUUGAAGUUAGUAACUAUAGUUCUUGUGAGAAAUUAUGCUUACAAGAUUGUAAUUGUAAAGGAUUUCAGCACGGUUUUGGAUCGGGAAAAGGCUUUUAUAAGUGUUAUACAAAAACACAAUUGAGAAAUGGAAGGCAUUCGCCAUUCUUUGUAGGAACAACAUACUUGAGAUUGCCUAAAGGUAAUAACUUUUCGAAACAAGAAACUUCCACUCCGGGUGACCAUAUUUGUCAAGUGAAACUUCAAAGAGUUUUCGUUAGUUCAAGCGAGAGUCAUUUUGUGAAGUUUUUUUUAUGGUUUGUCACUGCGAUUGGAGCUUUCGAGGUGGUCUUCAUUUUUGUCAUUUGGUGCUCCCUAUUAAGGACGCACCAAAAUACUAAUGCAGACCAACAGGGCUACCAUCUAGCGGAUAUUGGGUUCCGAAAAUUCAGUUACUUGGAGCUAAAGAAAGCAACAAAAGGGUUCAGUCAAGAGAUCGGAAGAGGCGGAGGAGGGGUUGUUUACAAAGGCAUAUUAUCUGAUGAAAGACAUGCUGCAAUAAAGAGACUUUACAAUGCUCAACAAGGAGGAGAAGGCGAGUUUCUCGCUGAAGUAGGCAUCAUUGGAAGGCUUAAUCACAUGAAUUUGAUUGAAAUGUGGGGAUACUGUGCUGAGGGAAAAUAUAGAUUAUUGGUUUAUGAAUACAUGGAAAAUGGUUCUUUAGCUGACAAUUUGUCAUCUAAUAAACUUGAUUGGAGUAAAUGGUACAAAAUUGCUUUAGCAAUAGCAAGAGUUUUAGCAUAUCUACAUGAAGAAUGCUUGGAGUGGAUUUUACAUUGUGAUAUAAAGCCACAAAAUAUUGGAUUAAAUUAUGUGUUAGUUUACAAAAUUGUCCUUCAUUAAUGGUAUGAAAAUGAGAAAUUGAAAAAUUAAAAGAAGAGAGAGUAAUAAAUAGGUAAAGAUAUACUCUCUCUGUCCCAAAAUAUAAGAACUAUU